Messenger RNA from Quercus robur (English oak), 535 nucleotides. Its product is annotated as PRA1 family protein F3-like. The transcript has a single exon. The record is from RefSeq and is a predicted model, not a curated record. Gene Ontology annotation, cellular component: Golgi apparatus; endoplasmic reticulum. Lineage: Eukaryota; Viridiplantae; Streptophyta; Magnoliopsida; Fagales; Fagaceae. The coding region runs from base 67 to 510 and encodes 147 amino acids. Gene Ontology annotation, biological process: vesicle-mediated transport.
UCAAAAAUCAAACCCAUCUGUUCUCGCAAAACCCAAACCCAAACCCAUCUGUUCUCACCGGCAGCGAUGGCGAGAGAGAGAGGGUCGCUCGUCCACCCAUUCUCCUCCUUCACGCGCCCUGACACACUCGGCGAAGCCACCGCUCGCUUCAAGCGCAACCUCGGUCACUUCCGCGUGAACUACACGUUCAUCGCGCUCCUCAUCCUCUUCCUCAGCCUCCUCUGGCACCCGAUCUCCAUGAUCGUCUUCCUCGCCAUCUUCGUCGCCUGGUCUUUCCUCUACUUCCUCCGCGACCGUCCACUCCUCCUCUUCCACAUCACCGUCGACGACCGCAUCGUCUUGGCCUUGCUCUUCAUCAUCAUCAUCAUCUUCGACCCAAACGCCAAACACCACCCAAACGCCACCCAAUCGCCACCCAAAUUCGACCCUCACGCCGGAAACCCACGACCUCCACGCCUCCACCACAGCUUUUCUGAUCAAGCCUCCACGCCGUUGCCUCCAUUCCGUUGAAGAAGAGAGAUCAGGAAGAAAGAGA